This is a messenger RNA of Pan troglodytes (chimpanzee), 1180 nucleotides long. It is a transcript of the gene MRPL28, whose product is annotated as mitochondrial ribosomal protein L28. The record is from RefSeq and is a predicted model, not a curated record. Lineage: Eukaryota; Metazoa; Chordata; Mammalia; Primates; Hominidae. Gene Ontology annotation, cellular component: mitochondrial large ribosomal subunit. The coding region runs from base 129 to 899 and encodes 256 amino acids. Gene Ontology annotation, molecular function: structural constituent of ribosome. The transcript has 6 exons.
ACCCUGAAAGGUGGGCGCGGGCAGGUGGGGUGUGGGGGGGCGCCGGGGCAGAAGGGGAGGGGCAGGUGGGUGCGGGACACAGGCCGGAGUGAGAACCAGGGGCCGGGGUAGGGGGUAGGAGGCUCGCGAUGCCUCUACACAAGUAUCCCGUGUGGCUCUGGAAGCGGCUGCAGCUGCGGGAGGGCAUCUGUUCCCGCCUGCCCGGCCACUACCUGCGCUCCCUGGAGGAGGAGCGGACGCCCGCUCCCGUGCACUAUAGGCCUCAUGGGGCCAAGUUCAAGAUCAACCCCAAGAACGGGCAGCGGGAGCGUGUGGAGGACGUGCCCAUUCCCAUCUACUUUCCCCCCGAAUCCCAGCGGGGGUUGUGGGGCGGCGAGGGCUGGAUCCUGGGCCAAAUAUACGCCAACAACGACAAGCUCUCCAAGAGGCUGAAGAAAGUGUGGAAGCCACAGCUGUUUGAGCGAGAGCUCUACAGUGAGAUCCUGGACAAGAAGUUCACAGUGACUGUGACCAUGCGGACCCUGGAUCUCAUCGAUGAGGCUUACGGGCUCGACUUUUACAUCCUCAAGACCCCGAAGGAGGACCUGUGCUCCAAGUUUGGGAUGGACCUGAAGCGAGGGAUGCUGCUGCGGCUUGCCCGGCAGGACCCCCAGCUGCACCCCGAGGACCCCGAGCGGCGGGCAGCCAUCUACGACAAGUACAAGGAAUUUGCCAUCCCAGAGGAGGAGGCAGAGUGGGUGGGCCUCACGCUGGAGGAGGCCAUUGAGAAGCAGAGACUUUUGGAGGAGAAGGACCCUGUACCCCUGUUCAAGAUCUAUGUGGCGGAGCUGAUCCAGCAGCUGCAGCAGCAGGCACUGUCAGAGCCGGCGGUGGUGCAGAAGAGAGCCAGUGGCCAGUGACCACACAGCUCCUCCAUGCCUGACCAACAGGCCCAGCCUUCCCUGCCAGGCCCUUUGCACUGAGGACACAGAUCCCGGGGAGCUGUGAGGGCCACCGGUGGGCAGUGGGUGGAUCCUGGUUUUGUGUGCUGCCCAUGCACCUUCCAGCCCGGGGCCAGCUUGGCAGGGAUCCCCAGGAGGCCUGGGCCGCCCAGAGGCUCCUCUCAGGCUGGGCCCCCACGUUUGCGGCAGUGUUCCUUGUGCCUGUGGGGCCGGGAGCGAGUAAAGUCUGGGCCAGGCUG